Molecule: messenger RNA, 1683 nt
Organism: Scatophagus argus
Lineage: Eukaryota; Metazoa; Chordata; Actinopteri; Scatophagidae
Product: syntaxin-2-like
Exons: 9
Coding region: 85-900 (271 amino acids)
Biological process (GO): exocytosis; intracellular protein transport; synaptic vesicle fusion to presynaptic active zone membrane
Cellular component (GO): presynaptic active zone membrane; plasma membrane; synaptic vesicle
Molecular function (GO): SNARE binding; SNAP receptor activity
Source: RefSeq, a predicted model, not a curated record
UAUGACACAUGUGCGCUCUGAGCUCAGCCCACAAAGGGAAGCGGUGCAGGUACAAAGCUCGAGCGCCGUCGAAACGGCAGUGGGAUGACAUCGGAUAUGACGGAUAACGCGGAGAGCACAAUCAACAUGGACGAGUUUUUCAGAACGGUGGGGGAGGUGAGAAGCCUUAUUGAAAAAAUCUCAUGUCAAGCAGAGGAAGUGGAGAAGAGACAUGGCGCCAUUCUAUCCACCCCAAACCAAGAUAAGAGAACCAAAGAGGAGCUGGAGCAACUGAACAUUGAGACCAAAAAGAACGCCAACUUGGUCCGGUCCAAGCUAAAAUCAAUGCAGGAUGACAUUCCUGCGGAUGAUAAAAGUACUUCAGUAAUCCAUCGUAUUCAGAAGAACCAGCACUCUCACCUGACUCGGUGGUUUGCUGACAUAAUGAAGGACUACCAUAAGGCCCAACUCUCCUUCAGAGAGAAAUGCAAAGCUCAAAUUCGGAGACAGCUGGAGAUUGUGGAUAAAGUGACUACAGAUGAAGAGCUGGAAGAGAUGCUGCAGCGUGAUGAUCUUGCCAUCUUCAUAUCUGAUAUCAAUUCUGUCACUCGGAUUUCAAGCCAGGCUCUGAGUGAGAUUGAAUCUCGUCAUCAGGACAUCAUCUGCCUCGAGUCCAGCAUCAAAGAGCUGCACGAGAUAUUUGCUGACACUGCCAUGCUGUUGGAGACUCAGGGGGAGAUGAUCAACAACAUAGAAAAGAAUGUGACGAGUGCUGCAGAGUUUGUAGACAUGUCCAUAUCAGAGACCUCUGAAGCAGUCGCGUACAAGAAAAAUCCAUACAAGAUAGCAUCUCUCCCAAGCUUCUUAAAGCCCUUCAAAAAGAAAACCACUGCUCAAACUGCUACUGAUCCGAGCACCUGAGACGUAGACCCUGAUCAGUUUGAACACUGAUUACCUCCUGAUCAGCAUCAAAGCCUCUCCUCAACAGAACACACUUUUCACCUGAUUUAUGUGCCUGUUUUACUCCCUCUUCUUUCUACGGGAUACUGAAGAAUCUGUUGUUUUUUGCCUUAUAUUGUGAAUUUGAACUGCUGUGACACAGACCUGUCAGAUGAAAGUGGCACGAUGCUGUGGACUAACCUUGAAUGUCGGCUCACCUGUGGACUUUUAAAAGAACAAAUGCUGCAUACAAACUCCAAAUAUCCAGAAGUUGUAACUAAUUUGUCAGUCGGCCAAUUCUGAGACUUUCAGUUUCAGACCGGCAAAUUUUCUCUAUUUCCAUUAUGAUACUUCAGCUAUUUACAAUAACCAUUAAAUACACAAACCCACUGGUUUGUGUAUUAGCUGGUCUUCCUCUCAGUUACCAGUAGGUGGCAUGACAACAUGAGUGAGAGCUCUGAACCAGGAUCAUUUAGCUUCUUUCCUCUCUGCAGUCCUGCUGAUUUCUGUUUCUGGCGUUUUUAUCUGAUACUGUCUUUUACUAAUGUAGUACAAUUUGAUGUCAUGUUGUUUGAUACUCAGAAAGACUUGUCUAUGUCAAUUGUAAAAUGAAUAUGUGGCUACUGUAAAUUAUGUAUUAAUGGUGCUUUAUUCUAAUGUGUGAUUAAAAGAGGGAAAAGGAUUAGUGUGACCACAGAUGCUGCAAUCAGGCAUUAUGUGUGAAGUACAAAACUAUAGCCAUUGCCAUAAAAAAAUGAAAUCACA